Messenger RNA from Coprinopsis cinerea okayama7#130, 2169 nucleotides. RefSeq names its product other/FunK1 protein kinase. The record is from RefSeq and is a predicted model, not a curated record. The transcript is spliced from 6 exons. Gene Ontology annotation, molecular function: ATP binding; protein kinase activity. Bases 1 to 2169 code for a protein of 722 amino acids. Gene Ontology annotation, biological process: protein phosphorylation. NCBI's taxonomy places the organism in Eukaryota, Fungi, Basidiomycota, Agaricomycetes, Agaricales, Psathyrellaceae.
AUGGAAACCAAUAUUACCAAUGUCGGAAUCGACAAUUUUCUCAACGAUUAUCUCCCGAAUGACUGGUCGCACGCCUCUGAGAGCGUGCUUGCAGACCUGAAGCGGCGCAAGGUCCUUAUUUCGCGCGGACCCUCAGCUCGGCGAAAGCCAUCCUCUUCGACUCAAAGGCCACCGUAUACACACGCCCUUAAGACGUUCAAAAGCGUCUUCAGUUCCAAAACCGUCAAUCCCAAUCGUCUAAUGAAAUCAUUCCAGUCCGUCUGGAAUGCCGUUCGACGAUCGUUGAGCAAGAUUGAGGACACUAGCAUCGACGAGGCGUGUAUUCGACCAAUUCGAGACUACGGCCCAGUGUUAGAGGCGUGCGUAGCACCUAGCGCGGACGAGAAGCUGCGCCUCUCAGAUGUCGUGGUCCCGUUGAUGGUUGCACGAGCUCGGAACGACAGGGAUGAGUGCGAUGAGGAACCUGAUGUGAUCUCCCGCUCCACUGACAUACUGGACGACGACGCGCGACGAACGUUCGUCUACGGGGUCACCCUCGACGAAGAGAAGAUCUCCGUAUAUUAUGUAUCCCGCAUGCUUACCGCUCGAUCUGAGCCUUUUAGUAUGAUCGAGCACCCAGACCUCGUCGUCAGGAUUGCGAUUGGCCUUCUCUGCGCAGUGGCCCAGAAGAGUGGUCACGACCCACUUGUAACCUUGCUCCCUGACGGCACCUACGUCUAUGAGUUGCCUCCCGACACCACAAGAAAUACCGCUCUUUUCUACCAAACCAUUCGGCUAUUAUCCCACCCCCUCUCUGUAGCCAAAUCGCGAGUCUGGCGGGUCCGGCAAGUCGUCUCCAACCUCAACCCUACAGAAGUACCCGGUGCUGUGGACCGGGUGUUGAAGGCCGUGUUUCUUGAUGAAGACGUCCAAACGGAGGUGGAAAUUCAAGGGGCACUCUUCAGCGAUAUUGCAGCGUUCGGCAGUGAUAAGGAUUGGCGGACCCGUGAGAUUGUGAAGGACUUCGAGCAGGCUGAUCUGGAAUCCCUUGGGGAGGCUUUGCAAGGCGACAAUUUCAAGUCGUACUUCUCCUGCAUUGUCGCCAGUCACAAGGGAAAUCCUUCGAGUAUGCCACUCGGAUCGUCGCGCAAGUCUCGAUGCCUUUUCGUCUACGAUAGCCUCUGCUCUCCUCUAGACGACAUAGCUACCCUUGGCGAAGCGAUGGCUGUCUUAAGGCAAUGCGUCAUCGCCCUCCGACUCAUGUUUUGUGCGGGUUGGGUUCAUCGUGAUCUCAGCCCAGGCAACAUCCUUGCCUAUCGACCCACGCAAGACGCGCCGCUCCAAGCCAAACUAUCUGAUCUCGAACAUGCAACAAGAUUCCCCAAUAUCGGCGCGGUGCAAAGCAAAGCGAUAGUCGGUACUCCGCAUUUCAUGGCAUGUGAAAUCCAAACAUCUCGACAUUUUCUUCCGAUCGUGGGCGGAAGGAGGGUACGGGGUUACGUUCGACCAGCCCCCAAAGAGACGCCGCCAAUGAUCCACAAUUACCAGCACGACUUGGAGUCCCUUUGGUGGAUUACCCUCUGGCUCAUUUCCACGAGGGUUGAUGAGCCACUCCCGCGGGUAUUCGGUCGCUCUUUCUUCCAGCAACGAGUUGACCACCUCUAUGGAUCAGCCCGGGGCUCACUUCUGUCCCAAUCGCUUCUUUCCAACAGUGAUUUGCGCCGUUCCCUUCCGUCGUCCCUCGACUCUUUCUUGACCAACCUCGACAACCUGCGAAAUGAUCUUUUCGUGGACUAUAUGACGCGGAACGAGGCUGGGAAGCAGAGUGACGUUGGUACAUACUCGUGGGUGCUCAGCGAGCCCGUCUCCGCGUUUUUCGAUGGGAUCUCAGAGUCUCAGGAGAGGUGGGCCGCCAUUCGUCUUGUGGUCGAGUCUGAGAUGCAACGGGAGGAUCGACCAGUGUUCAUGGUGGACAAUGAGUCUCCUGGCCCAAGUAAAAUGGGCGACAUUGUUCAACAACCUGGAAAGCGCAAGCGCAGCGCCGCUGAAGCCACCGAUCAUCCAUCUAAGAGGAUAUGUGCUAGUCGCAUGGAACUCCCGGUGGCCGGGGAGAGGUGUGGCCCAAUAACGAGGUCUAUGACCAGGGCAGCCGGUGCCAGGACUAGAGCUGCAACUCGACGUCUUCGAUAG